AUGUCGUCUCAGUUCGAAAGAGAGCAGUUCAAUAUUACCCUCCUUGGCUUAUCGGCGAACUUGGGGAUGGGCCUAUUCAAGAUGAUAGGUGGUUCCUUCUUCCAUAGCCAAGCCCUGAAAGCCGAUGGGUUUCACUCACUUGCCGACUCGAUAACGGAUCUUACUGCCAUGGGGACUCUCUAUUUAGACUCUGUCAACCUUUUGCAGACAAAAUCAGUCCCUGUGAAAUUCGAAGAUGUCGGUGCAAUUGCCAUAGCGUCAAUGGUGCUCGCUGGUGGGACUGCAUUAGGAAAAGAAGCUCUGGCCCAGGAUGGUGGCUCGUCGGAGCUAGCCAGUGCACAUGCGGUCUGGCUCUGCUUUGCAUCGAUCAUCGUCAAAGAAUUUCUGUAUUCCAAAACUAUGGAGGUUGCCCAAAGAAUUGAUUCCCGGGCUCUUUCUGCAAGCGCCGCGCAUCACCGUUUGGAUUCCUUCACUAGCAUUUUUGCACUGAUUUCUAUUGUGGCAGGGUAUCUAUAUCCCAAUACCCGGCUUAUUGAUCGAAUCUGUGGUGGACUUCUUGCAAUUUUUGUUCUCAAGGAGUCCGUCGGUAUCAUCAUCGGCUCCGGGAUAGAGACCGGCAAUACAGGACGGGUGAUUUCUCUCUCAAUCAUUACCAUUACUGUAUUUUUCUUCUUGGCUCAGCUAGCUCAAUUCUCCGCACCAAUUGAAGCAGGCAGACCGACAGUACCGUCACCAAUUUCCAAAGAGACUGAACACAUCGCACCUCGAGAAAAUGUUUGGGCAGACCUGUCAAAUCUCGAAGUUGUUGCUAUACUAGAGUUUUUCCAUUCUAGUGCGCUUGGGUUGAACCUAACCGCAGCCAUCAAUGCAACCCUCUGGGAUGACUUUGUAGUCGGGACCGAAGUGAUCCGCCCCAGCAAGAAUGAUGCUUUGAGUUACAUGUCCGGCGCCUCUGAGAAUCCACCACCGAGGUAUGGCAAACUGGCCAUACACCGGGGCACGGAGUCAGAGGUGUACUGGGAUGAGUACUCGGUAGGCCCCUUGCCGAUUUCACACAAAACGAGGAUCGAGCCGUUUGAAUAUCACCACCGAGCCGACCUAGAGCAUGCGAGAAACCUGAUUCCAGAUGCAAAGUCCUUUAAAGAAUGGCCUUACAUGAUCGCUCAAGAAAUUUCGGAUAUCACACAAGAUCUGCUAAACGCCACGAUCAACUUCGAUGGCCAAAGCGACCCAGAUGGACUUGAGCUGAGUUUUCGCGAUCCGUGGAUCGAAGACGGUCACAUAAUUCGGUGGUGCAGUUUUCAAAGAGCAGGUACUCGGACUGAGGCCGGCACGAUUCUUCCCCAGGGGCUCUAUGUCAAGAUGGACACUACUGGAAGGGACCCGAAAAAUUGGAAGGUACUCAAAUGGUAUUACAACGGAGAACUUUACUCUUCCACUGAGGAAUUCCGCGCUGCAUGGGAAACUCCAGGGUUUGAAAAAGCGCCCAUUAAUUACGAUGGAGAGUGGACUAGAAUCGAGGACUUUUCAUCGGAGUAUCCCGAGCGAGAUGAUCCAGCACCCAUAAUGGUCCAUCCGGGAAAGUCAAGAUACCGGCUUGAUCGAGAUUCUCAGUAUGUCUCGUGGAUGGGAUUCACCUUCUACUGGGCAUUCAGCCAGGCGAGUGGCGUGACCUUGUUCGAUGUUCGGUUCAAGGGAGAGAGAAUCCUAUACGAGCUCGGUCUUCAAGAGGCAAUGUCGCUAUACGCUGGUAACGACCCCGUCCAAGGCGCAUUGGCCUACUUUGAUAGCUUUUUCGGCAUGGGCCGUGCAAUGUUUGAGCUUGUUCCUGGUGCGGAUCUCCUUCAUGUUUCUCAUCAUCUGAGCUAUACUAAUCAUGAUAUCGCAUUCGAAAUAGGCUACGACUGCCCAGCUUACGCCAGCUUCAUGGAUACAACAAUCUAUGACGCUGAGCGCACACAGCGUCGGAGAAACACAAUCUGUUUGUUUGAAUAUACAUCAGACUAUCCUUUGCAGCGGCAUUCUACCUCAUUCUAUGUCACGGUGUCCAAGAAUAACUAUCUUAUUCUUCGCACGACAGCCGUUGUAGGAAACUACGAUUAUACUGUCGACUACAUCUUCUACCUCGAUGGGUCUAUCGAGAUCAAAGUCCGUGCAAGCGGCUACAUUCAAGGUGCUUACUUCAUGCCUGAUGAAAGCAGAGAAUAUGGAUUCCGAGUGCACGAUGCUUUCGCUACAAGCAUGCACGAUCAUGUGAUCAAUUUCAAAGCUGACCUUGACAUCUUGGAGUCUCGGAAUACCCUCAUGAAAAUCGACAUUGAGCCAAAGGUCAAGUCGUUCUCAUGGCUGGAAGGAAAAUCAAUGAACACAAUGGGCCUUACAAAGAGCUCAAUUAAGAAAGAAUCGGGCUUGGACUGGCCUGCUAACUCGGCUUCAAUGUAUGUCGUGACCAAGAAUGGGUCAGACAACGCUUGGGGCGAGACCCGAGGAUACCGAAUCAUGCCUGGAAGCGGCAUGGGUACACCCGUCCAUUUGAUACCAGAAGAGUCCGAGCCACUGGGAAAAUCAGCACUGUGGGCGACAAAAGCUCUUUGGGUUACCAAGCAGAAAGAUGACGAAGUCCGCAGCGCAAGUCCCCGGAACGCACUGAACCGAGGUCAGCCUUUGGUCGAUUUUGGCCAGUAUCUGGAUGACGAGGAUAUCGAGGAGGAAGACCUUGUCAUAUGGUUUAACCUGGGAUCACAUCAUGUCCCGCAUUCGGGGGAUAUCCCCAAUACUCUUCAGCAUACAAGCGCUAGCUCUGUCAUCCUGGCUCCUCUCAAUUUCCAUGAUCGUGAUGCCAGUCGCAAGAGCUCACAGGGGGUGCGAGUCGACUUUGCGUCGCAAAACGAUGGGAGAGCGAAGACACAAUUCUUCGGUCAUCAUUAUGAAGAGCUACAUUUGGAAGAUAUGGACUUUCUACCCAAUUUGGCAUCGUAUGGGACAGAGGAACACCAAGUGAGGAAAUUCCCUUAUACCGAAGACAUGUUGUCUAUUUGA
Penicillium chermesinum is the source of this 3039-nucleotide messenger RNA. Its product is annotated as membrane copper amine oxidase. The record is from RefSeq and is a predicted model, not a curated record. Gene Ontology annotation, cellular component: plasma membrane. The transcript is spliced from 6 exons. Lineage: Eukaryota; Fungi; Ascomycota; Eurotiomycetes; Eurotiales; Aspergillaceae. Gene Ontology annotation, biological process: amine metabolic process; monoatomic cation transport; transmembrane transport. Gene Ontology annotation, molecular function: monoatomic cation transmembrane transporter activity; quinone binding; primary methylamine oxidase activity. Bases 1 to 3039 code for a protein of 1012 amino acids.